AUGCCAUCCAUAGCUAGAAAGAGAUUGGCUAAGGAGAGAUUAGAAUGGCGACGGGACCAUCCCGUUGGAUUUUCGGCAAAAUAUGCCCUGCUCCCUGACGGAAGCGGCUAUGAUAUGAUGAAGUGGAUAUGCAAAAUCCCGGGAAAGAAGGGGUCAAUUUGGGAGGAGGGAGAAUACCAACUUACAAUGGAGUUUACGGAGGACUAUCCGAGCAAGCCACCCAAGUGUAGGUUCACCACAGUCUUGUUCCACCCGAACAUAUACCCCUCCGGCACCGUGUGUUUAUCGAUUUUAAACGAGGACGAGGAAUGGAAGCCGUCUAUAACAAUUAAACAAAUAUUGCUAGGAAUACAGGACCUCCUCGACAACCCGAAUCCGCUAUCGCCUGCCCAGGCAGACCCAUAUCUGCUAUUUCUGAACAACAGACCCGAGUACAUAAACCGAGUACGCAAACAGGCGGCCGAGCUGCGGCCCGUGGACUAG
Molecule: messenger RNA, 483 nt
Organism: Theileria orientalis strain Shintoku
Lineage: Eukaryota; Apicomplexa; Aconoidasida; Piroplasmida; Theileriidae
Product: ubiquitin carrier protein
Exons: 3
Coding region: 1-483 (160 amino acids)
Biological process (GO): protein sumoylation
Cellular component (GO): nucleus
Molecular function (GO): SUMO conjugating enzyme activity
Source: RefSeq, a predicted model, not a curated record